UAGCAUACUAAUGUGUUUGACGCAUCGAACGCCACUUAUAUUUCGUCUAAAAAAUUUGGUGGCUACAUGUGCAGACGCCUUAAUAAUUAUUUUGGAUUGUAGAAGUGAAACAAACCUGGCUGUAAAAACACGUGAGAAGCCUAGUGAAUAAAAUAUUUAAAAAAUGCAAUUGAAAAUGACAGAAUUCCACCCCAGCUUAGUAAAACAAAUGCUACAGGAAGAGAAUCAAUUCCUUAGCGAGAUGUUUUCCAGAAUGCCACUUCCAGCUGGUGAAUUGGAAGAACAAGAAGAAGAAGAAGGAGAAGACAAUCAAAAGUACAAGAAAGAUAAAUCAAUCUAUGCAAAUGGCAAUGGAAAACGUGCUGUAACAGCCGAAGAACUACACAAAAAAUUCAACGAAUUGAAAGGUGUGAAGAAACUUAGUUACAAACAGAAACAACUAAAAAAAGGUCUUAAAACGCGGAUGAAGAAAAAAAUGAAGCGUGAGGAGCGAAUAAUGCAAAAAAGGAUCGUAAAGGCAGAAAGGAAUGCGGCUGGAGUAACACCACAUGACGUAGAAAAGGUUGAAAUUGCUCCAAAGGUCCCUCGUGUCAAACCAGUUUUUAAUAGUGAAGGUCACAUGGUAUUUAGUAAAUUCGAUUUCUCAGAUAUUGGUAAUAAGAAAAAAACCCAAAAAACUGAGGGAGAUCCAAAGAAGAUCUUGCAACAAUUGAAAGAAAAGAAAGAGAAAUUGAAGGAACUAGUAACCGCUGGAGAAAAGGAAAAAGCACUUGCGAUACAGGAGAGAGAUGCGUGGAAAUCUGCUCUUGCUAAGGCUGGAGGAGAAAAGGUGAAAGAUGAUCCAGAAUUGCUGAAACGAACGGUAAAACGUGACGAACAACAAAAAAAACGGAGCACCAAGAAAUGGGAGGCCAGGAUAUCAGGAGUCGAGAAGGCGCAACAGGAAAAACAAUCUAAACGAACAGAGAACAUAAUGAAGCAUAAAAAAGAGAGAAAGAUAAAUAAAAUGAAGAAAUCUUCUAAGAAAGGUCGUAUAAUUCCAGGGUUUUAAAGUUGGAAACAAUUUAAUUGCAAUUCUAUAGAGUCAAUGAAGAAUAAAACCUGUUGGUAACAUCCAGUAAUAUUAUAAGAAAGAAGAUAUGUGGAAUGAUCAUAUUUUGAAAUACUAUUAAAUAUUACUAUUAAAAGAUA
Fopius arisanus is the source of this 1191-nucleotide messenger RNA. It is a transcript of the gene Surf6, whose product is annotated as Surfeit locus protein 6. Gene Ontology annotation, cellular component: nucleolus. Gene Ontology annotation, molecular function: DNA binding; RNA binding. The record is from RefSeq and is a predicted model, not a curated record. Gene Ontology annotation, biological process: ribosomal small subunit biogenesis; ribosomal large subunit biogenesis. The transcript has 4 exons. Bases 164 to 1051 code for a protein of 295 amino acids. NCBI's taxonomy places the organism in Eukaryota, Metazoa, Arthropoda, Insecta, Hymenoptera, Braconidae.